Molecule: messenger RNA, 1269 nt
Organism: Mixia osmundae IAM 14324
Lineage: Eukaryota; Fungi; Basidiomycota; Mixiomycetes; Mixiales; Mixiaceae
Exons: 9
Coding region: 45-1037 (330 amino acids)
Biological process (GO): apoptotic DNA fragmentation
Cellular component (GO): nucleus; mitochondrial inner membrane
Molecular function (GO): nucleic acid binding; metal ion binding; RNA endonuclease activity
Source: RefSeq, a predicted model, not a curated record
GGAAGCCCGACAUCACUCCUCAGCCAGCUCUCACGCCUUCGCCCAUGUCCCGAAUCGUCAUAUUCGGCUUGGGAUGUGCGCUAGGAGCAGGCGCAGCUGCAAUUGCAAAUUCUCGGUCGGCGGGCUCAAGCAAAGGCAAAGAAAGAGCUCCUGAGCCGGCUCGAAACGCGUCAACGAGCACAGAGCUCAGUGUGAGAACAUCGAGCGAGCUCUUCAAAUUUGGCUACCCCGGACCUAUCGGAGAUUUGCUGAGGAGACAAGCCUACGUUGCAGCUUAUGAUCGCGUUCGCCGUCAUCCGGCAUGGACAGCGGAACAUCUGACCGCAGAUAACAUACGCUCGCCAGAGGGCAACAGACCGGAUCGCAAAGACUCGUUCUUCCAUGAAGAUAUCGAUAUCCCAGAGCGAUUCAGAGCCCGACUAUCAGAUUAUCAGCGCAGCGGCUAUGAUCGCGGUCACAUGGUACCGGCUGCAGAUGCUCGAGCAAGCCAAGAUGCGCUCAAUGAGACUUUCAAGCUUUCUAAUAUUGCGCCUCAAGUCGGCGAGGGAUUCAAUCGUGACUAUUGGGCAUGGCUCGAAUCGUAUUGCCGGAAUCUGACGUCGAGCUUUCAAGAUGUCUACAUCUUUACGAUUCCGCUCUAUAUACCCAAGCGCGAGCUAGACGGCAAAUAUCGCGUCACGUACGAAGUCAUCGGACCGCCCGACCAGAUGCCAAAUGUGUCUGUGCCGACUCACUUUGCAAAAGUCAUUCUUGCUGCCAAAGCACCUGGCGCGUUCGCUGGCGGCGAGACUAGCCUUGCUGCAUUCGUUCUGCCCAAUGCGCCAAUACCGGAGACGCAAAGACUAGAAAGCUUCAUCGUGCCAGUCGACGCUGUCGAGAGAGCAGCCGGCAUGACGCUCUUCAAUGACGACAUCAAAGCACGAUCGAAACAUCUCUGCGCAACAGUCUCUUGCCAGCUCGUCAUUCGCAAGUUCAACGAAGCUGGCAAGUUGAUUGAAGGACCCAAACCACGUCGUCAGAUAUCGGACGCAAGGUAGCGGUACCGGCUCGCGCGAUCUGGGUCGACCAAAAUGAGCUGCUCGAGAUGGGAUCCGAUCUCUUCGCCUAGAGAGUCAUGCUCUUCGCCACUGUGCAGUUUCCGUAGCAAACUUUUGUUGUGUACUAGCGAUUCUAGUGCCCACCGGCUGUCGGGAUCGAUCUCGCGCAAGUCAGAUACUGCGUCAAUCUCACGACGGAGCAAUGCCUCAUUUUCGCCCUUACCGAUCAGCC